Molecule: messenger RNA, 6705 nt
Organism: Brassica napus (rape)
Lineage: Eukaryota; Viridiplantae; Streptophyta; Magnoliopsida; Brassicales; Brassicaceae
Product: ATP synthase subunit alpha, chloroplastic-like
Exons: 2
Coding region: 5501-6283 (260 amino acids)
Biological process (GO): proton motive force-driven ATP synthesis; proton transmembrane transport
Molecular function (GO): proton-transporting ATP synthase activity, rotational mechanism; ATP binding; ADP binding
Source: RefSeq, a predicted model, not a curated record
AAUGGACAGUAUAAAUUUAGCAACACUCUUCCCACAAGAUCUCUUUCGGGAAAAGGAUAAUAUUCAACUUCGAGUUUUCAACUAUAUCCUUUAUGGAAAUGGUAAACCAACUCGAGGAAUUUCUGACACAAGUAUUCAAUUGGUUCGCACUUGUUUAGUCUUGAAUUGGGACCAAGACAACAAAAAUUCUUCCCUCGAGGAGGUCCGCGCUUUCGUUGUUGAAGUAAGUACAAAGGGUUUGAUUCGAGAUUUCAUAAGAAUUGGCUUAGUGAAAUCCCAUAUUUCGUAUAUAAGAAAAAGAAAUAAUCCGCCGGAUUCGGGAUUGAUCUCUGCAGAUUCCGUGAAUCCGUUUUAUUCGCUUUCUCCCAAGGCUGGCAUUCUUCAACAAUCGCUUAGACAAAAUCAUGGAACUAUUCGUAUGUUCAGAAAUAAGGAAUCCCAAUCUUUGUUAAUUUUAUCAUCCUCUAAUUGUUUUAGAAUCGGUCCAUUUAAUCAUGUAAAAUAUCACAAUGUUAUAAACCAAUCAAUAAAAAAAAAACCUCUAAUUACAAUUCAAAAUUCGUCGGGCCCCUUAGGAACAGCCAUUCAAAUUUCGAAUUUUUAUUCAUUUUUGCCUUUACUAACUUAUAAUCAGAUCUCUGUAAUUAAAUAUUUGCAACUUGAUAACUUCAAAUAUAUUUUUCAAAUAAUUCACUCUUAUUUAAUAGAUGAAAACGGAAGAAUUUUUAAUCUAGAUCCAUACAGUAACCUUGUUUUGAAUCCAUUCAAAUUGAAUUGGUAUUUUCUUCAUCAAAAUUAUAAUAAUUAUUAUUGUGAGGAAACGUCCACAAUAAUAAGUCUUGGACAAUUUUUUUGUGAAAAUCUAUGUAUAGCCAAAAAAGAACCAUACCUAAAAUCGGGUCAAGUUUUAAUUGUUCAAAGGGAUUCUGUAGUAAUAAGAUCCGCUAAGCCCUAUUUGGCUACUCCGGGAGCAAAAGUUCACGGGCAUUAUAGAGAAAUUCUUUACGAAGGGGAUACAUUAGUUACAUUUAUAUAUGAAAAAUCGAGAUCCGGUGAUAUAACCCAAGGUCUUCCAAAAGUAGAACAGGUGUUAGAAGUCCGCUCGAUUGAUUCAAUAUCACUGAACUUAGAAAAGCGGAUUAAGGGUUGGAACAGGUGUAUAACAAGAAUUCUUGGAAUUCCUUGGGGAUUCUUGAUUGGUGCUGAGCUAACUAUAGUGCAAAGUCGUAUUUCUUUGGUUAAUAAGAUUCAAAAGGUUUAUCGAUCCCAGGGGGUGCAGAUUCAUAAUAGGCAUAUCGAAAUUAUUGUACGUCAAAUAACAUCAAAAGUUUUGGUUUCAGAAGAGGGAAUGUCUAAUGUUUUUUUACCUGGAGAAUUGAUUGGAUUGUUACGAGCAGAACGCACGGGGCGUGCUUUAGAAGAAGCAAUCUGUUAUCGAGCCGUUUUAUUAGGAAUAACUCGAGCAUCUUUGAAUACUCAAAGUUUUAUAUCCGAAGCAAGUUUUCAAGAAACUGCUAGAGUUUUAGCAAAAGCUGCUCUUCGGGGUCGUAUCGAUUGGUUGAAAGGCCUGAAAGAAAAUGUUGUUCUAGGGGGUGUGAUCCCCGCCGGGACCGGGUUCAACAAAGGAUUGGUGCAUUGUUCACGGCAACAUACCAAUAUUCUUUUUGAAAAAAAAACAAAGAAUUUAUCUUUAUUAGAGGGAGAUAUGAGAGAUAUUUUAUUUUAUCACAGGGAAUUUUGUGACUCUUCUAUUUACAAAUCUGCCUUUUCUAGAAUUGAAUAAUUCCUAAUAGCAGAUUCCUGUUUUGAAUUUCAUGUUUUAUUGUUUGCUGUAGUCAUUUGCUUUAAUAAUUUGUUAACACUAAUAAAGAUAAUAAUGAAUACAAAAUAAUGGCUCGGCUCGUGCAUAAACGGACAAGAGAAGGUUCCAUUGGAACAAAUUUUUAUUUUAGUUUUGGGUACCCCCCUUUUAAGUGUGAAAAGAAAUGACAAAAAGAUAUUGGAACAUCGAUUUGGAAGAGAUGAUGAGAGCAGGAGUUCAUUUUGGGCAUGGUACUAGGAAAUGGAAUCCUAGAAUGGCACCUUAUAUUUCUGCAAAGCGUAAAGGUAUUCAUAUUAUAAAUCUGACUAGAACUGCUCGUUUUUUAUCAGAAGCUUGUGAUUUAGUUUUUGAUGCAGCAAGUAGGGGAAAACAAUUCUUAAUUGUUGGGACAAAAAAUAAAGCAGCUGAUUUAGUGUCGCGGGCUGCAAUAAGGGCUCGGUGUCAUUAUGUUAAUAAAAAGUGGCUCGGCGGCAUGUUAACAAAUUGGUCUACUACAGAAAAAAGACUUCAUAAGUUUAGGGACUUGAGAACUGAACAAAAGACAGAGGGAUUCAACCGUCUUCCGAAAAGGGAUGCAGCUGUGUUGAAGAGACAAUUAUCUCGCUUGGAAACAUAUCUAGGCGGGAUUAAAUAUAUGACGGGAUUGCCUGAUAUUGUAAUCAUCAUCGAUCAGCAAGAAGAAUAUACGGCUCUUCGAGAAUGUAUAACUUUGGGAAUUCCAACCAUUUCUUUAAUCGAUACAAAUUGUAAUCCCGAUCUCGCGGAUAUUUCUAUUCCAGCAAAUGAUGACGCUAUAGCUUCAAUUCGAUUCAUUCUUAACAAAUUAGUAUUCGCAAUUUGUGAGGGUCGUUCUAGCUAUAUACAAAAUUCUUGAUUAAUAAUAAGAUAAAUAAAUCAAUUUUUUUGAGGGAGGGGCUCCCUGUAUUUCGAUUUAUAAAAUCGGUUACUAUUCCUGAAUCAUACAAAAGAAAAAGAGAUAAAAAACUGGGUAUAUUGUGUGAUUCGUUUAGUUGGUAUCCAAAACUAAAAUAAAAAUUCAAGUAAAUAAGUAAAAAAAAAGGGGGGUCUUGAAUCAAAAUAAUUUAAAGUUCUUAUUUCUGUCAGAGGGCAAUAUGAAUGUUUUAUCAUGUUCCAUCAAUACACUAAUAAAAGAAGGGUUAUAUGAGAUAUCUGGUGUAGAAGUAGGCCAACAUUUCUAUUGGCAAAUAGGGGGGUUCCAAGUCCAUGCGCAAGUCCUUAUUACUUCUUGGGUUGUAAUUGCUAUCUUAUUAGGUUCCGCAGCUCUAGCGGUUCGCAAUCCACAAACCAUUCCAACUGGCGGCCAAAACUUCUUUGAAUUUGUCCUUGAAUUCAUUCGAGAUGUGAGUCAAACCCAGAUUGGAGAAGAAUACGGUCCAUGGGUUCCCUUUAUUGGAACCCUGUUUUUAUUUAUUUUUGUUUCUAACUGGUCAGGAGCCCUUUUACCGUGGAAAAUUAUCCAGUUACCUCAAGGGGAGUUAGCAGCACCAACGAAUGAUAUAAAUACGACGGUUGCUUUAGCUUUACUCACAUCAGUAGCAUAUUUUUAUGCGGGUCUUAGCAAAAAAGGAUUAGGGUAUUUCAGUAAAUACAUUCAACCAACUCCAAUUCUUUUACCCAUUAACAUCUUAGAAGAUUUUACAAAACCCCUAUCACUGAGUUUUCGACUUUUCGGAAAUAUAUUAGCCGAUGAAUUAGUAGUUGUUGUUCUUGUUUCUUUAGUACCUUUAGUGGUUCCUAUACCUGUCAUGUUCCUUGGAUUAUUUACAAGCGGGAUUCAAGCUCUCAUUUUUGCCACUUUAGCUGCGGCUUAUAUAGGUGAAUCCAUGGAGGGUCAUCAUUAACUAUUUUUUUUUUUCAAAUUUAGGUUAGCCCAAUUAUCGAAUAGUUGGUUUACGUUAUGUAAGAAACACUUGUAUAUGUCAUAUUUGAUAUUGACUAGGUAUAUAUAAGUUAAAGAUCUAUAUAAUCUGCCCCACUAUUUUUGUGAAUUUCUAUUUAGAUAACGAUUCGAUUAUAAGUUCUUACUUUUUAUCUGUGAAUUGGCUGAAAAAAACGAUCAAAAAAAGAACGAAGAAUUAAAAGAAAAGAAUGGUUCACAAAAAAGAAACGGCAUAAAAAAGUCGUAUAUAUAUAUAUUAUGCAUUUUUCAAAAUCCCGUGGAUAGGAACUAAUAUCAAAGUAAUUCUUAUCAAGUUUUUGGUUAUUUUGGCUGGAUGAAUCUUAGCGAUGACUUAAUUAUAAUUAAGUCCUAAGUCGUUGGAUGAUUGUAUCAUUAACUAUUUCUUUAUUUUGGUGUGAGGAACUUAUCAUGAAUCCACUGGUUUCUGCUGCUUCGGUUAUUGCUGCUGGGUUGGCUGUUGGGCUUGCUUCUAUUGGACCUGGGGUUGGUCAAGGUACAGCUGCGGGUCAAGCUGUCGAAGGUAUCGCGAGACAACCUGAGGCAGAAGGAAAAAUACGAGGUACUUUAUUGCUUAGUUUGGCUUUUAUGGAAGCUUUAACAAUUUAUGGCCUAGUUGUAGCAUUAGCGCUUUUAUUUGCGAAUCCUUUUGUUUAAUCCUAGAAAUAAUAAAAUUAGGAAUUUUUUUUUUCGUAGUUUUUUUUAUUCUAUCAAGAUUUCACUCCUACAAUUAUUCAUUGAGACAACAACCCUUGGGAAGGACUAAUUUGAGGAUGGGGAAUUAACACAUCGAUUCGCUUUCUUCCUUCCCCUUAUUCUUUUUAGUUUAAUGGAAAUUUUUUUUUAAGGAGUGUUGCGCAAAAAGGAGGUUUAGGUUUUUUAAAAUUGAUAUAAAACUUGGUCUCAAAUUCUAGCUUAAUUUUAAUUAAGUCUCAUUAUUAUUAUUGAAAAUUAAAAAUUUUUGGAAAAUAAAUUUGUAAAUAGAAUAGGUUUUUGAUUCUGUUUAUAAAUAUCCAAAUAGGUAAAUUAAAUUAUAAAUUAUUAAACGAAAUUUUCUUUUUAUUCAAAAAAACAAAGAAUAAAAAAAAAAAAGGACAGAGUUCUUUUUUUUUAUAGUUUAGCUAGAAGAGGAGAUUAUAUGAAAAAUUUAACCGAUUCUUUCGUUUACUUGGGUCACUGGCCAUCCGCCGGGAGUUUCGGGUUUAAUACCGAUAUUUUAGCAACAAAUCCAAUAAAUCUAAGUGUAGUCUUCGGUGUAUUGAUCUUUUUUGGAAAGGGAGUGUUAAAUGAUUUAUUAGAUAACCGAAAGCAGAGGAUAUUAAAUACUAUUCGAAAUUCAGAAGAACUACGUGAAGGAGCUAUUCAACAAUUAGAAAACGCCCGAGCUCGCCUGCGUAAAGUAGAAAUGGAGGCGGAUCAGUUUCGCGUAAAUGGAUACUCUGAAAUCGAACGAGAAAAAGUAAAUUUGAUUAAUUCAACUUCUAGGACUUUGAAACAAUUAGAAAAUUACAAAAACGAAACCAUUCUUUUUGAGCAACAAAGAACAAUUAAUCAAGUCCGUGAACGGGUUUUCCAACAAGCUUUACAGGGAGCUAUAGGAACCCUAAAUAGUUGUUUGAGUAAUGAGUUACAUUUACGUACUAUUAAUGCAAAUAUUGGUAUGUUUGGUACGAUGAAAGAAAUUACUGAUUAGCUCUUUCUUACGAUUAUGAUAGGCAUUAUUUUUUUUUUUCUUCCAAAAAAGAAUUAGGACAAUACUCAUGGUAACCAUUAAAGCCGAUGAAAUUAGUAAUAUUAUCCGUGAACGUAUUGAGCAAUAUAAUAGAGAAGUGACGAUUGUAAAUACCGGUACCGUACUUCAAGUGGGCGACGGCAUCGCUCGGAUUUAUGGUCUUGAUGAAGUAAUGGCAGGUGAAUUAGUAGAAUUUGAGGAGGGUACUAUAGGUAUUGCCCUUAAUUUAGAAUCAAAUAAUGUUGGUGUUGUAUUAAUGGGUGACGGUUUGAUGAUCCAAGAAGGAAGUUCAGUCAAAGCUACGGGAAAAAUUGCUCAGAUACCCGUGAGUGAGGCUUAUUUGGGGCGUGUUAUAAACGCCUUGGCUAACCCUAUUGAUGGUCGAGGUAAGAUUUCAGCUUCUGAAUCUCGGUUAAUUGAAUCUCCUGCCCCAGGUAUUAUUUCGAGACGUUCUGUAUAUGAGCCUCUUCAAACAGGACUUAUUGCUAUUGAUUCCAUGAUCCCUAUAGGACGCGGCCAGCGGGAAUUAAUUAUUGGUGACAGACAGACCGGUAAAACAGCAGUAGCCACAGAUACAAUUCUCAAUCAACAAGGUCAAAAUGUAAUAUGUGUUUAUGUGGCUAUUGGUCAAAAAGCUUCUUCCGUGGCUCAGGUAGUGACUAGUUUACAGGAACGAGGGGCAAUGGACUACACUAUUGUGGUAGCUGAAACGGCUGAUUCCCCAGCUACGUUACAAUACCUCGCGCCUUAUACAGGAGCCAAGCUACUCAGAAUCAAUUGGCAAGAGGUCAACGAUUGCGUGAGUUACUGAAACAAUCCCAAUCAGCCCCUCUCACAGUGGAAGAACAGAUAAUGACCAUUUAUACCGGAACAAAUGGUUAUCUGGAUGGAUUAGAAAUUGGACAAGUAAGAAAAUUUCUCGUUCAGCUACGCACUUAUUUAAAAACAAAUAAACCUGAGUUCCAAGAAAUAAUAGCCUCUACCAAGACAUUAACCGCUGAAGCAGAAAGCUUUUUGAAAGAAGGUAUUAAAGAGCAACUGGAACGUUUUCUACUUCAGGAGAAAUUAUAAAAAAUAGAAAUAUAUUUAAGUUAAGUCUAUAUAUAAUAUAUAUAAGUAUAGAACUAAUAUCUGUAUAUGUUUAAUAUAAAAUCUUAAAGCAUUCAGAAUUUAUUUCUUAUUAUAUUUAUUUUUUAUAAAUUUUCUAAACAGAAUAAAAAUAUUCUUAUAAUA